CCCGCCCCCGCCAGAGCGCGACCCCUCGUCGGAGGGGCCCCCUCCCCCGCCAGCGUAUAUAAGCCCCCGGCGCCCCCUCGUGCGCCAACACACGCCGUCUGACGCUCGUGCCGUGCACACACGCGUACACGCCACACGCCGUCGCGCCUAACACGUGCACUUCGAGUUUCGCUUCGAGUUCGCUGUGACGUUUCGAGAGAUUGGAGACAUGUCUGCGCUUGCAGUUGCUGCCAAGAGGAGCCUGGUGCAUCGCAUCAAGAAGAUGCUAAAACCAGUGGCGCGCCUUGUGAGCCGGUCCAGCAGCUCUCCCAAGCCGAGCCGCGCGCCGCCGGCGCCCACAGAGGCCGACUUGGACAACCUGGCAAACGAGGCGCUCGAGCAAAAGCGGGUGCUGGCGGAGAACGCGGCCAACGAAGCGCGCGUGCGCGUUAUGUUCCUCGCUGCCCCCUCCACCGCGCCGGCUGCCGCCGCCGCCGCCGCCGCCGCCGCCGCGAGCUCGUGCUGCGCGCGCGCCGACGCCGACCUCUGGGUGACGGCCACCAUCUCGCGAUGCCAGCGCGCCGAGCAGCAGCGGCCGCUGUGAGAAGCGAAGCGCCAGCCCGCGGAAGCCGCCGCCAGUGGCAGCACGUGCGCGCCACGCGCGGUCGACACCAGUACCUGCCCCCACCCCAGCUUUGUGAUAGGCGCCGAGCCGCCGCCGCCGCCGCCGCUGCCAGCUCGACUGCCAAGGGCAUCGAACCUACGCCGGCAGGCUUUUUGUUUUUAUUCAGGACGAGUGAAACCAGGCACGAUUCUUAUUUUGUAAAUACUUUUAUUAAAAUAAUGACCUCUAUUUUAUUAUCACUUGAUAUUUAAUAUUUUAAUAAUUUUUAUGCAAUUCCUAUUGUCAUUCAGAUUUUUAAAAAGAGACAGCUACGAAAUUCGUAACGUUCUUGUCUGAUUUACAUUUGUGGAAUCAUCUUCAAAUAUCUUUCAUUUAUAUUUUGAAUAAUUAAAGUGCAUUUAUGUUAAAGAGCCUGUUAUUUAUUCUUGAAAAGUAUGUGCCUGGUUCUGAGCGAACGAAAAUAGUUAAUGAGUUCGUUGCACCGUCCUGCUCUCUCAACGUGCCAAUUUUUGUGCUUUUGCACCUCACUUGAUUCAGCAGAUGAUUGUAAAUGAUUUCUUUAGCAAUCAUAGUGUUUGAUAUUGUAUUAAUGUUUUAUGAAUAAUGUGAUAUUUUUUAUGUUAAAAUUCAAAACAAGAAAAUCCACAAAAAAAAGUUUAGAUUUUACGAAGUGAUAAAAAUAAGUGUUUGUGAUAAUUUUGUAGUAUAUUUGAAUACUUAAUUUCAUAUUUUGAAAAGUACCUUUUUUGACAUAGUUUAAAAAAAUUAGAUUUAAGGAUCAGAUAAAAUAUUUGAAGGUAAGAUCAGCAUGAUCUGAAAUUAUUUGAGUUUCGUCUUGAGAUGACUGAUAAAUUAUUUGAUGUACCUAAAUGUCUCAAGAUGAACAAUGCUAUAUGAAUUGUAAUUUUUAUUGAAAUAUACACAUGUGUAAUAUUGUACUCAUGUUUGAAUUUGUGAUGAUUUGAGCUUUAAUUUUUUUAACAUGAACCAAACACUUGCUUGUGUUGGGUUAUUGAAUUACUGAGUAAUCCAUUGUCUUCCAUUUUAUGCUUAAUAAUUUGAAAAUAAAUUGUUUUUACUUUUUUAACU
This is a messenger RNA of Gryllus bimaculatus (two-spotted cricket), 1693 nucleotides long. Lineage: Eukaryota; Metazoa; Arthropoda; Insecta; Orthoptera; Gryllidae. The record is from the annotation of a GenBank genome assembly.